Messenger RNA from Choloepus didactylus (southern two-toed sloth), 5724 nucleotides. RefSeq names its product solute carrier family 22 member 6 (gene SLC22A6). The transcript has 10 exons. The record is from RefSeq and is a predicted model, not a curated record. Gene Ontology annotation, cellular component: membrane. Gene Ontology annotation, biological process: transmembrane transport. Bases 295 to 1950 code for a protein of 551 amino acids. Lineage: Eukaryota; Metazoa; Chordata; Mammalia; Pilosa; Megalonychidae.
GCCACAGCAAACCCUGAGAGCUGAGCCCCCACCCCAUCCCCAAGUGAGGAGAGGCUGCAAGGGAAAGGGAAGAACAGAACAAGGAGAGACAGGGAAGGAGGGGGAGCCCAGCCAGGCUGUUGUCCCCCCACAGAGCCGGCUCAGACUCAGCCCGGGGAGCAGCUCGGCUGCAGAGGCACCAGCAGCCCCUCUCCUCCAGCAAAGGACGGCAGGCAGGCAGGCAGACAGACACACACCGGGAAAUCCCGGGACUCGGCGUCCUCGGCCCCCAGCCUCUGGGCAGGGCCUAGCCCCAUGGCCUUCAAUGACCUCCUGCAGCAGGUGGGGGGCGUCGGCCGCUUUCAGCGCAUCCAGUUCAUCCUGGUGGUCCUCCCCAUGCUCCUGUUGGCCUCCCACAACACCCUGCAGAACUUCACGGCCGCCAUCCCCGCCCACCACUGCCGCCCACCUGCCAACGCCAGCCUGGGCGAGGCCCGGGCGCUGGAGGCCUGGCUGCCCCGGGACAGGCAGGGGAAGCCCGAGUCCUGCCUCCGCUUCACCUCCCCGCACCAGGGACCACCCUUUGCCAAUGGCACAGAGGCCAACAGCACGGGGCCCAUGGAGCACUGUGCCGAUGGCUGGAUCUACGACAACAGCACCUUCCCUUCCACCAUCGUGACCGAGUGGGACCUUGUGUGCUCUCACAGGGCCUUGCGUCAGCUGGCUCAGUCCUUUUACAUGGUGGGCGUGCUGCUCGGAGCCGUGGUGUUCGGGUGCCUGGCAGACAGGCUGGGCCGCCGGAUGGUGUUAAUCUUGAACUACCUGCAGACGGCCGUGUCGGGGACCUGCGCGGCCUUCGCACCCAACUUCCCCACCUACUGUGCCUUCCGGCUCCUCUCGGGCAUGUCGCUGGCUGGUAUCUCCUUCAACUGCAUGACGCUGAACGUGGAGUGGAUGCCCAUCCACACCCGGGCCUGCGUGGGCACCCUGAUUGGCUACACCUACAGCCUGGGCCAGUUCCUGCUGGCCGGCGUGGCCUACGCUGUGCCCCACUGGCGACACCUGCAGCUGCUCGUCUCUGCGCCUUUCUUCGCCUUCUUCGUCUACUCCUGGUUCUUCAUCGAGUCUGCCCGCUGGUACUCCUCCUCUGGGAGGCUCGACCUCACCCUGAAGGCCCUGCAGAGAGUGGCCAGGAUCAACGGGAAGCGGGAAGAGGGCGCCAAGCUGAGCUUGGAGGUGCUCCAGGCCAAUCUGCAGAAGGAGCUGACCACGAACCCAAGCCAGGCCUCGGCCCUGGAUCUGCUGCGCCACCCCACCCUCCGCCGCUUCUUCUUCUGCCUCUCCUUGCUGUGGUUUGCUACCAGCUUUGCCUACUACGGGCUGGUCAUGGACCUGCAGGGCUUUGGGGUCAGCAUCUACCUACUACAGGUGAUCUUCGGUGCCAUAGACCUGCCUGCCAAGUUUGUGGGCUUUCUUAUCACCAACUCCCUGGGCCGCCGACCUGCCCAGAUGGCCACGCUGCUGCUGGCAGGCAUCUGCAUCCUGAUCAAUGGGGUGGUACCCCAGGACCAGUCCAUUGUUCGAACUUCCUUUGCUGUGCUGGGGAAGGGCUGCCUGGCUGCCUCCUUCAACUGCAUCUUCUUGUACACUGGGGAGCUGUAUCCCACGAUGAUCCGGCAGAUAGGCCUGGGCAUGGGCAGCACCAUGGCCCGGGUGGGCAGCAUCGUGAGCCCACUGGUGAGCAUGACCGCCGAGCUCUACCCCUCCCUGCCUUUCUUUAUCUACGGCGCCAUCUCCGUGGCCGCCAGUGCUGCCACGGUCCUCCUGCCGGAGACUCUGAACCAGCCACUGCCUGACACAGUGCAGGACCUGGAAGACAGGAGGAGAGGGAAACAGAGACGACAGCAGCGAGAGCAGCAGAAGCAGAUGGUCCCACUCCAGGCCUCAGCCCCAGAGAAGAACGGACUCUGAGAACUGCGGGGGGACCUGACAGGGCCCUCAAGGAAGUGAGGGUCCCGCAGGGUCCGGGCCAUCCACACGACGGGGGUGGGAGGGUGGUGGCCCUGGCGAGGGGUCUGUGGUUCAGGGAAGCAGCUCCACAGGGGACCCUUCCUUGCAUAGACCCCACCAAGACCACAUUAAAAAGGUUGACUGUGUGCAGGUCUCCCUCAAAUGCAACAGCCGCUGCCCAUCGGCCAGCUUCCAGCCCAAGACCUCAUACAGCCCCGUCCCCCUCCAGCCCCAGGGUGUCACGAACCAUCCGAGGCAACCAGAAAAGAAUCUCUGACCUCAGCCCCCUCCUCCAUCCCUCCUCCUCUAACCUAUUCAAAUUUUGCUCUAAGUUUUACAUAAAUACCUUAGACUCCUCCCCUUCCCUGUUGGGCUGGAGAUUGACCAGGGCCUAAAGUGAAAAGUUGCUGGGAGGCUCUGUUUGGGAACCUCUGGCAGCAAAGGAGGAGAAAGGGGACCACAGCCAAUACAUCAGGAUGUGGGCGCCCACUCCUAUAAAUCCCAGCAGGCUUUGGACUCGAAACUGGUUUGCCAGAUUCAGCCCUGCAGCUGGAAGUUCAGCCUGCUAGCUAACCUAAUCCUUCCUGCUGCACUUUCUGAGUUUUCUCUGUUGCUCUGCUUCCUUCGGAGCCCUGGGCUGGUGCAGAGGGGACUGGAGGGAAGGGGGAGGAGAGAGCACAGCCUGGGAGAGCCAGCAUUGAGUGCUGAUUAUAUGCCAGGCCCCAUCCUAAGCACAGGACGUAUAUUAACUCAUUUACUCCUCCAAGUAAAACUAUUACUCUUCUCCAUUUUACAGAUGAGGAAAUCAAGGUACAGAGAGGUUCUGGAACUCUCUUGCCCAAGCCCACCUAGCUAGUAAAUGGUGGAGCCAGGAUUUGAAUCCAGAUGCUCUGGCUCUGGAAGGCAUUUGCUUGACCCCUCUCCUGCUGUGGAGCUGGGAGGCACUGAGACUGUGGCAUCUUCCACCGUUGGUCCUGCCCGUCUGCUUCUUCUCCUCCUCUUUCCUCCUGGUCUGAAAAGGAAAGGGGAAGGAGGGACAGGAUCACGAGAAGAACCAUGUGAAAGCAGGGAUGGAAGGCAGUUUAGGGGUUACUGCAAGAAAGGACCAGGAGGUACACAGUCACCUGGGUCAGCUCGGAGCUCACAUCAGGAAAAGACAGCCCCGACAGCUGGACGCAGAGAGGGGGCCUCCUGUGCCACUGUAAAAGUGCUUGCUCAGCAUCCUUGCCUGGGGAGCCCACGGCUCCUUGCCCUUUCCCCUGCAGCAGACCCCAUUCUCCUGCUUCAUCCCCCAGGGAAAGUCCACAUCCCUCAAGGUGUGCAUUGCCUUCCAGGUGUGCAUUCCCUUCCCUAUGACUUAGGCUGUCAGUGAAGCCUGGUGGGGAGGUCACUCUGGGACUCUUCUGACAAAGCCACAGUUGAGCCCUAACUCCCAGGAUAAAUCCGGGCAGAGCUGAAAUCACCAUACCCACCCCACCUGCUCUUAUGUCUAGUGUUUCCCCCAUGGUGCUGAGACCCCCUUUACUGGCCGUAGUUGGAUCCACUAGAAGCCUGAAGGCCACCAGCUCCACCCAUGCAAGCAAUUUCUAAGGCAGUGCUGCCCUCAUGGGGCACUUGGGAUAGCAUCUUCCCCAGCCUAGAGCCAGGACUAGGUCUGGGAUUUGGAACUCCGGGUUCUAGUUCUGCUUCUGCAGAUCUGGAGGUCCUACGCCCAUCACAUCCCCUACCCCUGCCUCGGAACACUCCAAUUCCGCUGUGCUCUGACUCCUCUCUCAGCUCUAUGCUCAGAUUAUCUGCCCCAAGAAAGCUGCCCAGAGCCAGCUGUUCUGCCCAGUUGUGCCCCCCACUGGUGCAAAUCCUUUGUGCUUCCUCGAACAGCUCAGGUCAUCUAUGCAGAAUCCAUUUCCCCAGCUCCUGGCCUGGGACUUCCCACUCUCAUCCCGUGCCCUCCACCAAACUGAACCCUACCUUCCUCCCAAUUCCUAGUCACUCCUGCCCCUGCCUCUCCAGGGAGUCAGUUCUAGAACACGAAUUCAGAUCCCACCCUCUAGUCUUGACCGUGAGCUUGAGUUCUGGUCCUGUUGUGUCCCACCCCAGUGGCCUCAAAUGCUGUCCCCAGUCUUGGCCAUGAGGCUCUACUGUCAGCCAGGGGUGGCAGGGCCUUUGUGGCCACCCUUGGUUUCUCCAUCUAUAGCCUGGGCACUUGCUGGUCAGGCUGGUACAUGCAGGGGCAUCCUCCCCUGCAUGGCCACCUUCCCAGGGCUUCACCUGUGCACCCCAGGUCCCACCUCUGCAACCCAGACACUGGCCCACCAAAGCCCCACCCUGCAUUCCCCCAACCCAGGAGUUUGGGUGUUGCCUCAGAGAAUAGAAGCCCAACCAGCCAAGCUUUUAUAUCCUGUGGCAGGUGCAAUACUGACACCCCACCCCCAAAAAAGAUGUCCAUGACCCCAGCCUCAGAACAUGUGAAUAUGUGAUCUCAUAUGAUAAAGGGGGCUUUGCAGAGGUGAUUAAGUUAAUGAUCUUGAAAUGGGGAGAUUUUUUCUGGAUUAUCCGGGUAGGUCCAGAAGAGUGGAGUGGGUAGUAAGGGAUGUGACAAAGGAAGCAAGAGGUGGAGGGAUGCAAGGAAGGGGCCUCCAGAAAGUGGAAAAGACAAGGAAAUGGAUUCUCCCACAAAGCAUCCAGAAGGAACACAACCCUGCUGACACAAUGAUUUUAGAUGUCUGACCUCCAGAACUGUAACAAUGAUUUUGUGCUGUUUUAAGCCCCAAAUUUGUGGUCAUUUGUUAUAAUAGCUACAGGAAACUAACACACAUCCCUUAUUCACAGACUCCUCCAGGGUCUCUAACUGGCCCAUAGAGGUUUUAAUUGCCCAUGCAUUGUGGUUUUAGUGGGGUUGGGUUGUUUGUUUUGCUUUGUAGGACAUGCAUCAUUCCCUCUUGUCUUAUGUCCAAAGAGAUGCACGUAGAUUUACACAUUUAUGUUAACUUUCUGGCCAACUAUGGCAUUUAAAUUUGGGACUCCUAGACUCCUGUCUGCUAAACCCUCACUUCGACCGCAGAUGUUUGAAAAAUUAUGGAAGGAAAGAUUUUUGUUGUGGGUAUAUGGACCAAAAAAAAAAAAAGUAACUAUUUUCAAGAAAACCAUCUAAUGAUGAUCUCUGAAAUGUGGCUGUCCCCACAUUGUUCCGGUUGCAGCUGUAGAACAGUAGCUAACUCCAUUGCAAGAUGGCAGAGUAAUAAGCUGGAUGAACUUGAGGCUCAGUUUCCCUGGCCAGCUCUAAUGAGGAUGUGUCCUGUUUCUCCUAAACCCCUCCCCCAAAGAGAAGUAAGUUCCACGUGAGCCGCACCCUUAGAAGAAAACAAGCAGCCAGUAGGGCCUGAAUUGAUCAGGGUUUAGGUGUAGGUAGCAGACAAUGUUGAGAUUGGAUGAGAUGUCUGGAACAGUGGCAGCUAUCUUGUGAGCCAAGAGGGAAGCCAGAGCAAGGAUUAAGGCAAUAACUGAAAGUAACAGAGUGGAACGAUGGGACUAACCUGGACUUGGAUGAUGUCAUUGAACCACUGAUUUACCCAAUCCUGGAGCCACCUACAUCUACUCUAAUUGUUAAGUAUGAGGAUUUAAAUUUAAAUUCUCCUUAUUCUUUAAGUCAUUGUGAGUGGGUUUGUCUGUGAUUUGCAAUCACAAUGUUAACUGAUGUAUUUUUACAUCUUUAUUGAAAUGUAAUAUACAAUAAAA